Volvox carteri f. nagariensis is the source of this 702-nucleotide messenger RNA. RefSeq lists its product as uncharacterized. Bases 128 to 532 code for a protein of 134 amino acids. Lineage: Eukaryota; Viridiplantae; Chlorophyta; Chlorophyceae; Chlamydomonadales; Volvocaceae. The transcript has a single exon. The record is from RefSeq and is a predicted model, not a curated record.
CGCCAACUACUGGCGCUGGAACGUUAACAAACACUGUAACCAGAAUCACAUAACCUGAUCUCUGCCCUACUCAGCAGACGCGCAUUAUUGCACCCAGGACAAAUACUAAAACUUAAAACAUAUAGAGAUGGAGGAUUUCCAAAAGGUUUAUUCUCGGCGGCUGAUUCGCGUAUGUCGCGGCAUCGCCGGCGUCCUGCUAGUUGGUUGCGUUAGCGUGAUGACGGGUUUGCUGGACGUACGUGUCUAUAACAACGAAGUUGAUUAUGCUCGGGAGUCUAUGGACAAGGAGAAGUUUAAGCCGCAUCGUUGCAACGACCGCUUGGCGGACAUGCUGGAGGUCAUCGAGGCGGAAGAUGGAAACAUGUGGCAGGACCUGCGACCAGCGUUCAGGAAUUGGUGGGCCUGCAUGCGCUCCGCGGAAGGGGCAGAGCCCGUGAUGCCCUACUUGAUGCUUACCGCGAAGGACAAGCAGUACAUAGACCCAGCUUCACGCAGAGUUCGCGGUGAAACUGUUCAACAAUUGAGCACGUGACGGUGCUGCGAGGCUAGCUGUAGUUUAUAGGAUAUGCCACCAGGCAGUUGAGGCGUUGGGCGUUAGUGCGUUCUAAUCCUAACUUUAUUAUGGCGUAAAUUGGUAGGACAUGAUACGUUUGUGGAACUGCGCAUAAAUAUGCCAAUCCUCCUGCACCUGAAGUGUCUCGG